Molecule: messenger RNA, 1536 nt
Organism: Pocillopora verrucosa
Lineage: Eukaryota; Metazoa; Cnidaria; Anthozoa; Scleractinia; Pocilloporidae
Product: protein arginine methyltransferase NDUFAF7, mitochondrial
Biological process (GO): mitochondrial respiratory chain complex I assembly
Cellular component (GO): mitochondrion
Molecular function (GO): protein-arginine omega-N symmetric methyltransferase activity
Source: RefSeq, a predicted model, not a curated record
GUUAUUGAGGAUGUGUACCUCCUCAUUACUUCCAGGUUAGGGAUUGUAGGAAGCGAAGAAAUUUUUACCCUGAGUUUGCUCGUGGGUGUAAGUAUAGAUGUAAUGGACUUAAGUCCUCCGCCAUACGCCCUGGGAAUGCCAGUUUGCAAGAACAUCUUAUUAACAGAAUCAAGGCUACAGGACCACUGACAGUUGCUGCCUUCAUGCAAGAAGUUUUAACUAAUCCACUUUCGGGUUAUUAUAUGACCAGUGAUGUAUUUGGUCAAGCUGGAGAUUUUAUUACUUCACCAGAAAUCAGCCAGGUCUUUGGAGAGCUUGUAGGUGUGUGGUUUGUAAACCAGUGGAUAUUGUCAGGAAAGAAAAAAGUAAAUUUUGUUGAGCUGGGACCUGGCAGAGGCACUCUAGCUUCAGAUAUAUUGAGGGUAUUUGGCAAGUUUCCAGAACUCCAUAGCAAACUUAGUUUGCAUCUGGUGGAAGUCAGUCCAGCCUUGAGUGAAAUUCAAGAAAAGAAUCUCACUGGUAAUCACAAAAAUGACCAAGAAAAACAGUGCGUUGUAACAGAUGACAGAUCUACAGACAGGGAGGGUGGAUCAGAGUUGUGUUAUAAAAAGUGUGUCACACAGAAUGGUACCCCAGUGUCAUGGUACAGAGCAAUUCAAGACAUCUCUUAUACUGGAAACUGUUUUUUCAUUGCUCAUGAGUUCUUUGAUGCCCUUCCAGUCCAUCAGUUUCAGAAAACAGAUCAGGGCUGGAGAGAAGUUCUUGUGGAUGUUUCACCAGAAAAAGAGUCCUCACAGCUGAGGUUUGUCUUAGCACCUGCUCCUACCUUAGCCUCACAGACUUUAGUACCUCAAGGCACCUUUGGGAACCAAAUUGAGGUGUGCCCCCAGGGUGGUGCCAUUGUGGAACACAUGAGUGAGGCCAUAGCUGACCAUGGUGGGUGUGCAUUAAUUGUGGAUUAUGGAGAGGAAGGUAGCAGAAGGCACACACUGAGGUCCUUCAAGAAGCAUGAAUUGCAUGAUGUUUUAGAAGAUCCUGGAAAUGCAGAUGUCACUGCUAAUGUUGACUUCGCGUACCUUAGAAAGGCUACCCAUGGGAAAGUUCAAACAUUUGGGCCGGUCACGCAAAGUUCCUUUCUUCAACAAAUGGGAAUUGAUAUGAGAAUGGAAGUCCUUCUGCAAAAUGCCAGCUCUUCACAGGCUGAGCAGCUUCAAAGCGGUUACAAACUGCUAACAAGCUCGUCAGAGAUGGGAGAAAAAUUCAAGUUCUUUAGCCUUGUUCAACAUGGACUCCCAGAACCAGCUGCUUUCAGAUGACAUCAGCUGCUAGUCGUAAAGCAGGAUUCAGCUCAGUGACAGCGACUUGCGCUCUGCUCUGCGAUGUGACGCGUUGUAGUUGUCACAGGGCACGAGACUUUUAUAGUCCCUCUAGAACCAAUGACAUCUUCCCGUGAAAAUUGAAUGCAGUGAAACACUAUCUGAUACGUGUAUCACUCACGCUGGAAUCACUUUGAAUUAAAACUGAUUGAUUGAUUGA